Messenger RNA from Atta colombica, 809 nucleotides. RefSeq names its product cob(I)yrinic acid a,c-diamide adenosyltransferase, mitochondrial-like. The record is from RefSeq and is a predicted model, not a curated record. Bases 76 to 792 code for a protein of 238 amino acids. Gene Ontology annotation, molecular function: corrinoid adenosyltransferase activity. NCBI's taxonomy places the organism in Eukaryota, Metazoa, Arthropoda, Insecta, Hymenoptera, Formicidae. The transcript has 3 exons.
CUUUAUUUCGUAGCUCGCUAAUUUUGCGUCGGUCGAUGUCACUAGCGAUCGACGAUCGAGGAUUACGCGUGAAGUAUGUUAACUGGAUUGAUUAAACCGCGAGUGACACGAGAGAUGAAACUGAUUAAAGUCCUGUGGAGGAACUCCACUGUCGUAUAUAAGAACGGAGUGCAGUGUAUAUCCUUGAAACAUAAAAGUACUACAACAUCAAAUGUGGCUGAGGUAGCUGUGUUUUCGCGAGACGGCGACUCUGGAAUGACAAUCACAGAUGCUGGAGACACAAAGCCGAAGGAUGAUAUGAUCUUCAACGCUCUGGGGGCGACUGACGAGUUAUCGUCUUACAUAGGACUGGCGAGAGAGUUCGCUUGUGACAGCAAAGUUGAGCAUCCAUAUGUUGAUAAGCUCAAAAGAGUACAAAUGAUCUUGUUUGAUCUGAAUCAUGCCAUUUCAAAGUCCAUGCCUGGAAAGACUAAGUCCUUUGAAAACAAACACACCAAAGAUUUGGAAGAAUGGAUUCUCGAAUACGCGAAUCAGCUCCCUCCUCCCGAGGAUUACAUCAUUCCAGGCGGUGGAAAAGCUUGUGCUUCUCUGCAUGUUGCACGAACGGUAUGCAGGCGUGCUGAGAGGAGUAUCACAACAUUAGUACGAGAGGGUGCCCUAGAUAAAGAGGCACAAACAUAUUUAAAUAGAUUAUCGGAUUUCCUUCUAACAGUAUCACGUAUUGCGGCCAAAUGUGAUCAACGUACGGAAAAUAUUUAUAUUCCGCGAGCGGAUGUGAUGGAUGAGAAAUAAAAGGACUGAUUUACAAA